AUGGAACUGGAGCAUGAAGCAUAUUGGGUUACUAAAUUCUUGAAUUUCGAUAUGCAAGUUACAGGUGAGAAAAGAUUAUUGCAGGUGAAUGAGUUAGAAGAAUUUUGUCAUGCAACAUAUGAGAAUGCAAAAAUCUAUAAGGAGAAAAUAGAGAAAUGGCAUGAUAAGCACAUUCUAAGGUUCAAGUUUGUUCUUGGUCAACAAGUUAUGCUCUAUAAUAGUCAAGUUUGCUUAUUCCUGGGAAAACUGAAAUCUCGUUGGACAGGACCCUUCGGGGUUAUGAGUGUGUCUUUAUUUGAUGCUAUGGAAAUUUGCAAACAAAAUUCUCAGGAGACAUUUAAAGUGAAUGGGCAGAAGUUGAAGACAUAUUUAGAGAGUGGUAUUGAUAGACAUACUACCACCAUCAAAUUACGAGAUCCAUAA
Messenger RNA from Pistacia vera, 423 nucleotides. RefSeq lists its product as uncharacterized. The transcript has a single exon. Bases 1 to 423 code for a protein of 140 amino acids. The record is from RefSeq and is a predicted model, not a curated record. Lineage: Eukaryota; Viridiplantae; Streptophyta; Magnoliopsida; Sapindales; Anacardiaceae.